This is a messenger RNA of Brassica napus (rape), 2749 nucleotides long. RefSeq lists its product as uncharacterized. Lineage: Eukaryota; Viridiplantae; Streptophyta; Magnoliopsida; Brassicales; Brassicaceae. Bases 96 to 767 code for a protein of 223 amino acids. The record is from RefSeq and is a predicted model, not a curated record. The transcript is spliced from 3 exons.
UACGAUAGAAGAGAAUAUAAAAGGGAGCGAAAACGCGAGAAAAAAACUGUUCACUGAUCAAAAUUUGAAAAUCAAUCUACCUCUGGUGUGUAAAAAUGGACGAAAAGAGAGAAACUUCAUCUGGGCCUUCGUCGCAACCGCCAUCGAUUCCUGGGCUUUCCGGCGAGAAGCGCGGUAACGAAGAUGGUUCCGAAGAGAAAGAUGAAUCAGACGUUGUUUUGGCUAAAGAUGAUGAUAGAUUGGUUACUAACGCUUUGCCUGAGACUCGUACCGUGAAAGAUGUUACUAACUGUGAGACACGAGGAGGAGUACACGUUGAUGAGGUUACUGAAUCCGUUGUUGUUAUCCCACGAGACGCUUCGGUUUCGCAUCAUUUUCAUACGUCUAGCGCACUGGAAAGGCAAGAGUCUAUGCGGCAGUGGAUGGAAAUGAAGCGGAACGGUUAUCUCUCAGGCCCUUUGGGUGGACCCGUUGCGUCAAGGCCGCGAAAGCGUAAGAAGAGGAGAGGAGGAGACGAUUCUUCCAAAGUCCCUAAUAAGAAGAAGGACCAGCAUGUUGUUGUUGCCGCGCCGCCUAGUGGAUUGCUGACGUGGUUGAAACCAGGGAUCAUUAGAGACGUCAGGAGUAAGGAAGAGGUCUACUCAUCUCUUGAAGCUUUGAUUCGAGAUUCAGCUAGAGAAGAUAGGGCGUUAGACUCUAAGGUAUCAGAUCAUGCCAUUUCCUUGACAAACACGGAACAAGCCAAGUUGCUUGCUGUUGAAGGUUAGUAGUGCCUUUGAUCAUGUUUCAGUUCUUCUAAAUAAAAGCAGUUAAGAUUACUUAUUAAAGUUAAUCUGGAAGCUGAAGGAUAAAUUUUAGUGUACAUUAUUGCAUGAUGAUUUUAGUUCAUUGUAGAAGUGGAAACAGGAAUAAAAUGAUUAAAAAGGCAAAAAAAAAAUGUUUAUUUCCUUUUUUAGCUGCUACUGUUACCAAUAAAAACAGUUUAGGUUUGUUUAAAAAAGGAAAGAAAUGAUUAAAAAGGGUAAAAAAAUGUUUAUUUCCUUUUUUAGCUGCUACUAUUACCAAUAAAAACAGUUUAGGUUUGUUUAAAAGGAAUGAAAUGAUUAAAAAGGCAAAAAAAAAUGUUUAUUUCCUUUUUUAGCUGCUACUAUUACCAAUAAAAAUAGUUUAGGUUUGUUUAAAAAAGGAAAGAAAUGCUUAAAAAGGGUAAAAACAUGUUUAUUUCCUUUUUUAGCUGCUACUAUUACCAAUAAAAACAGUUUAGGUUUGUUUAAAAAAGGAAAAAAAAAUGUGUAUUUGCUUUUUUCUUUAGCUGCUACUAUAGCUUCACAGUGGUUGGAGUUUCUUCACCAAGACCUCAGAGAACGGCUUUCAGGUGAGUCUUUGAAGAAAUGUCUUAACUUAGUUGUAGUGAUCUGAGUGAGAUCUUAUGAUGUUUUUUUGUGCAGCUGUGAAGGAGAGUAGGAAGAGAGUUGAUGAUACUUUGAAGGCCGAGUUGCCACUUCUCGUCUCAUCAUCAAAAGAAUCUACCUCUGGUGAUGUUUCUUUAGAUAAAGACGUAACAGAGGCGCAUCGGAUGAAGUGGUCUGCGAAAUUUGAUGAGUUUAAGAAACGUCUCCAUGAUGAAGAGAUAGAUCUUGUGCGUGUACACAUAUGACAUAUCCACUGCGUUCAAGUCAGAAUGGUUCUUAAGCUCAAGGCGGUGUUUUAAUGUAUUUGAAAUUCGCAGGAUAGCACGUUAAACCACGUGAAGGAUACGCAGUCACGAUGCAACGAAGGUCUGCGCCAGAUGAAUGAGGCAAGGUGAGGAAAUUAAAGACCAAACAGUCCCUUAGAAGCGUUUGAAAGGACACGGUUUAAUCACUUUUUCUUGCUCUACAAUACCAUCUGCAGUUUGGGGAAAGAUGGGACCAGUCAGGAGACUAAUUUGGCGGUUCAGGCGGCUGCAGCUUCCAUUUUUUCGACCUGCCGUUAUCUUCUGUCAAAGAUGAAGCCACCAACCUAACAGUUCUUAAUCCCUUUUGUUUAUUGUUAACCGAGGAUCGACUAAUAGUGUAAAUAACAGGGGAUUGAUAGUUUUGUCAUUGGUUAACUAACAUUAGAAGAGAUCUUUUGUAAUCACUGCUACAAAGCUGGCAUUUGCUUUAAUACACACGUUGUCUUGUUGCUGUUAUAGGCACAUAAUGAAAUGUAGCAUCUCAUUUCUCCUGACCAAAACAAUUACAGAUGCUGGUAUAUGAGCUAGAGAGCCAUGACGGUGCCGUUUCAGAUACUGUUUGAAUCCAUUUUGAUGCACGACGGUGUCCACAAAAGAUAUGAUGACAUUAAACACACAGUAACCUGAACACACCAUUUUGUUUUACAUCAAAGAUUCUCCAUACAGAACAAACUCGGAAACUGAAACCAAAGUUAGUAGGAUCGAGUAGUAGCAGCCUAGCAGGAUAUAUGAAAAACCAUGGCCUGGUUUGAUAAGUUGUCUUCUCCUUCUUCAGCUGCUUAUCUCAAAGGUUUCAGUCCCAGAGAUGCUCUCAAUCUCAAGGGUUCCAUCUUCCUAAUUCAUCUUCUUUUUCUUCGGUUCCUCCCUGUCCCGGUCAUCAUCACUAUCGCGCCUUCUACGAUCCCUACUUCUGCUUCUACUUUUACGCCUUGCUCCGUCUCUUCUGUCUCCUUCUCUAUCUCUUACUUAGUUAUCGAGAGAGCAGCAGCGAUAUUUGUAAAACAUUUGGUUAAGUGCUAUCGGCUAAAUCCA